Messenger RNA from Lolium rigidum, 390 nucleotides. Its product is annotated as thiosulfate sulfurtransferase 16, chloroplastic-like. NCBI's taxonomy places the organism in Eukaryota, Viridiplantae, Streptophyta, Magnoliopsida, Poales, Poaceae. The transcript is spliced from 4 exons. The coding region runs from base 1 to 390 and encodes 129 amino acids. The record is from RefSeq and is a predicted model, not a curated record. Gene Ontology annotation, molecular function: catalytic activity.
AUGGCGUCUGCCGGCAAGGUGGAUCAGGUCAGCGCUACGCCCACCAUCGACGCCGGCCUGGCGCACGCGCUCCUGAGCUCUGAGAGCGGCGGCCACGCCUACGUCGAUGUGAGGUUGCCGGAGGAAUUCGACAAGGAGCACGCCGAUGGCGCCCGCAACGUCCCUUACUACCUCGCCGUCACUACCCAGGGGAAGGAGAAGAACCCGCGAUUUGUGGAGGAAGUAGCCGCGCUCUACGGGAAGGAACAGCACUUGAUCGUGGGUUGCCAAACGGGAGUGCGAUCCAAGCUCGCGACUGUGGACCUCGUAAACGCGGGGUACGAGAACGCGAGGAGCCUGCAAGGUGGCUACGUUGCAUAUCUCCAGAGCGCAUCACCAGAUCAGCAGUAA